CGGGCGGCGGCGGAGGUCGAGUUCGCAGUCCAGUAGCGGCAGCAGUACAGAGUCCGCGGGAUAUACCUCCACAAGCGUCAUGAGCGAGCGCAGCAGUGGGGGCGGCCGUGUGAGCCGCGGGCGGCGGAGCGGCAGGCGCGGGCACAAGGCACACCGCCAAAGGGCAGCGGUGCGCACAGUCGACACGGCGGUGCAAGCCGACCCGUUGCCGGCGCUGCAGCCUCCCGGCGCUGCCCCUCACCAGGGUCAUGGAAACAGCUCGGACCGAGCUGCGCAGUCCAACGCUCAGUCACCGUCUACAUCCGCUCACCACCAAGCCACCACGGGUCCUCAACCAGUGACAUCCUCCGCUGCUCUCGUACCGCCCAUCCUUGCGGGCUCCGAGGCUAUGAGCUGCGCUGAUGCAUCCCAAGGCCAGCCUGAAAGAGCCGCCGAGCCCGGAGAUGAGUUUGGGUUGGACGUCGCGGAGAGGCUGCUGCAGCGCAUGGCAGAGCCGCCGAGGAGGGCCUCACACCAGCGGCGUGAAGAGUCCAGCACCGCCGCACAAGGGGACAGCACCUCGCCGCACACCAGGAUGAUUGAGGUCCUGCAUGGAGAGGCCACGGAGCGCAGGGCACAGGAGAUCCUGGCCCGCCACGCCGCAAUGCGUGCCAAGUUCCUGAGUACGACCGGCAAGCUCAACAGCGCUGCAGCAGCAGCUGGACAAGCACGCGCCGCCGGGGCUCGCAGUCCCACUCAGCAGGAUCUGACUGCAGAGCCAACCCUCUCCCAGCUCGCCGCAUCACCUGCCAACGCCGCCAACCACUCCAGCGACACCUCCUCGCCCCAACACUGCACCGACCCGCGCUGCAGCCCAGAUCAGCCCCCGCCGGGGUCCGGUGACGCACCUCCAGGCCCCUCCGACUCUCUUCCGCUGCCUCAGCCACAGCAGGCCAUCCAUAUCUACUGCUCGCAGCUGGUCCUCAACUCCAGCCGCGGAGCCAUCACGCUGCCGGCCUUCUCCAUGCACCACCCUGGACCCGGACCGGGACCGGUUGCAUGGACCGGGGUGCCGGUGGCAGUGCCGGUGUCGUCACGGGCCCUCGCUGGCGGCGGUGCUGGCAGCGCUGCUCCAAAACCGCAGCAGGAGCAGCAGGGGCAGGAGCAUCAGCAGGUACCGCAGGGAGAUGGGGCGGUGUACUUUCAGUCCGUCCAUGUGCCUCUUGGGGCCCCUCAGCCGUCAGAGGUGCCCGUGUCGCCCAGUCUAGCAGUACACGCGGCAUCUGGCGCUGUGAACGAUGCCGGUGUACCUGGCAUGGCUACUUCAUAUGCCACUGAGCGCGCCAUCAACCCCAUCAACCUUGACUACGGCUCCGCUGAUACCGGGCUGCUGCAGCGGCAGUCCUCCAGUGGCCCUGCCCCCGCACCAGAGGAGCGGCCAUCCUCGCCGUCCUCAGCAACGCAGGCAGCGCAGACCCACGGGACACAGCAAGGACAAUCUGUCAGGGUCGGCGUCCAGGGGCAGCAGGGCGCUGCAGGUGAUGCACAAAGCGUGAAGGCAGCCGACGCGGGCCUGUCAUGCAGCUCGGUAGCAGAGCUUGAGGAGCUGCAGCAGACGGUACAGGAGCCGGAGGCCGAUACAACGUUGAUAAUGACUGAAGCUGCAGCGGGUAACUCAGCCGCGGUGGAUGCUGACAGGAGCAGCGGCAGCGGCGGCGGCAGCUCCGCCGCCUCAGCUCCCGAGCCCAAGACCCAGCUAGCCGCGGAGCUUACCCGCCUCAUCAUGGAGGCCUUCCAGCAGAGCGGCGGCGUCAUCCGGCCAGUUGAAGGGACGAAGGAGCAUCCCGCGGUCCCGGCCACUGGUGUGGCUACUACCGCAGCCGCAGUCUCGGACAGUCAACCCCAGGGUCCUGCAGGAGCUGCUGACCAGUCUGCUGCCGCCGCUGCUGUGGGGCCCCCACUUGCCACGCUGCCAUCCACACUUCCCAACGCCGCGAUACCCCGCGGCAGCGGCCCCAGCUUCCUGCAGAUCCGCGACAUCGAGCUCACCCACCCUGCCGAGGACCCCACCGCCGCGGCGGGGACGCAGGCAGCCACCGACGCCAUCCUCGCCGGCCUGGGCGACUGGGAGGCGCAAGCCAUGGCGGCGCUGCAGGGCAGGAGCCUGCCCGCAUCCUCCGGCUUCCCCUCCGGCAGCGGCGAGCCCUACCCCGCGUCUCACCAUGAGCAAUACCACAGCAUCCAGGCGGUGUCCAGUACGGCAGCGGCGGCGCCACCGGUGCGGGUGCAGCCGGGCCACAUGGCACACUACCAGCUGCAGCGGCUGAGUCAGCGCAGGCGGCAGCAGCACGAGGCGGUGCUGCAGGAGCAGCGCGAGCGGCUGCAGCAGACCGGCAUGCAGCGGGGCGCCGAGCCGGCCCUGCGGCUGCGGGACGGUGGCGGUGGCGGCGGUGACGACAGCGACGCUUACUGGGCGCUUCGACCAGGGAUGGGUGCAGCAGCGACUGGCGGCACCCGGGGCCGGCGCACGGGGAGCAGCUGGGCUGCUGACACGCACGGCUCGCUGUUCCCUCCGCAGCAGCAGCAGCCGGUGUACCUGACGGGGCCGGGAGUGGAGCGGCAGCCGCACCCGCUCAGCCCGCUGCAGCGGCGCAUGCACGGAGAGGCGGACCCCCGCAAGCAGGUCGCUGCAGUCUCCGACCGCCAACACCGCCUGACCUCCUCGCUACGCGGCGCUUCACAGCCCCCCAGCGGGCUCCAACACGAGCACGAUGACUACCGGUACCGUGCCGGCAGCCGCCCUCGCGCCACCGUGACAUUUGCUGAGGACACACUUGGAGGCGGCAGUGCCGGCCUGCACAGCGGUCGCCUGCCGUACCAAGCACGUGUUAGCCCCGAAGCUGCUGCCGUGCAUUCGCUGGCUGGGAUGGUGGCCCAGCGGCUGGGGAUUGGGAGCGACGGCCCAUUCGGGGCGACAGCAGACAGCUCGGAAGGACAUGUGCGGAAGGCGGGAGGGGCCGCCAGCAGCGCCACCGCAUCUCUUCACCAACAGCAGCAACAUCAGAGCGAGGAGCGCGACCGGCGGCGCGGUGCCAUGCUGGACGAGUGGGCGGCGGAGGUGCGCCAACUCAGUGCCGCCACCUCGCGAGCCGAGGCGACCCAGCGAGUGGCAGUGGCGUCGGCGCAGCAGGCGCUGACUGCCCGCCGCGAGCGCCAGGCUGCCGAGUUGGCUGACAUCAUGCGGCUGCUCGGGGAGGUGGACGAGAUGGCGCGCGGCAUGGAGGAGCAGACCCACGACACCCGCAAGAUGAUGCAGGAGCUCGAGGAGGAGGCGGAGUUGCGUCAGGUGUCGCGACUCAACGAGCUGUUGUUUGAGGCACAGAAGCUCGGAAGCCAGGUGGACGCGGCACUACAAAUGGACACGUCGGAGGCCGAAGAUGAGGCGAAACCUACGUGAUGCUGGGCCGAUGUCAUGCUGUGAUGUGCAUAUAGCGGUUUGCGGCGUCUGGUAUGGGUUCUGACCAUGAUCGGUGUUUAUGAAGGCGGGAGCUGCUAGCCGUACAUGGCGGUUGACACAGAAUGGAUUCCACAGAAUGCAGCACCAGUGGCUAUACGUAAAUUUUAGGUGCUCUACCUCAGGUUGGCGCCUGCUUAAGCGCGUGUAUACCAGAGAGAAACACUACGUUGUAACACCUAAGGACACUGUAAUACGUCUUCGUCAGCAGUUGUUGGCAAAAUGCUUUGCCGGUUCGUUUCAAGUGCGUUGCCUAGUACCGUUAGGCGCAGCUCGCCGGUGGCCAAUGUCGUGGGGGCAGCAUUCCCGCAGCGCCAACAGUUGGCGAACCCUGCCUUCCCAGCUAGGGCCUUUUCGGAAGCACCUUCUUCGCCGGCGCCGCAGCAACCGCAGCAGCAGCAGCGAUUUCCCGCUCCGGCGCCGCAGCCCAUGGGAGACCGCGUGUACACAGACUUCCACAUCUACAAGACGCGCGGUGCCUUUGCCUUGAAGCUGCUGCCGCCCACCUUUGCCGAGCGCGUCGACGGCUCCAAGUACCUGGACCGCGACGGUUGCCUCAUGCUGGAGUUUGCGAACCCCAACCCGCAGCAGCAAGGCGCUCCCCAGGGGUCGCCUGGGGCCAUGCACCGGACCUACAACUGGGGUAACAAGAUCAACUUCGCGCUGACCCCCGUGGAGCUGGGUAACAUCCUUGCUGGCGAGGGGCUGGACAAGGAGAAGGGCCUCACCUUCUACCAUGACCCCGCCAAGCUGGGAAAGAACGGGGAGCCCAUGAAGCGGCUCACCCUCAAGUCCAUGCCCGACGGCGCCAUCAGCUUCUCCAUGUAUGCGGGGCCGGACAGCGUGAGUGUGCCCGUGAGCCGGGGCGAGUUCGAGGUGUUCAAGAGCAUUGCGCAGUUUGCCAUUCCGCGCCUGAUGGGCUUUGGCGCGCUGUUCCCAUGCUAGGGUGGGAUAAAGCCGUGCUGGGGAGGGAGGUGAAUAAGGAGAGCUGCAAGGACAGGAAGGGAGGCGGGGGGGGUGCUGGAGAAGGAGGUUUUAGGGUUCCCGUUGCUGCUGAAGGGGGUGAGGGGUAAAGAAGGGGAGUCGAUUGUUGUGACGAGGAUAUGAGGGGUCUCGACUUGGUUUGAGAAGGGCCGGGCGGCAAGCACAUGGGAGGUAGGCAGGGAUGAAAUGGUCGGUUGGACAGCAGGACUGCUUGGUAUUGCGCUGGGGUGCAUGAUGCGCGUGUGUGUGACGGUUUUGUUGCUGGUAGACUGAGGUAGGGCGGCAGAGGAGAGGUGUGCUGGCAAGCUGUCGAGAGGAGGGGAGAGAAACGGCUCGGUGUGUG
This is a messenger RNA of Astrephomene gubernaculifera, 4820 nucleotides long. The record is from the annotation of a GenBank genome assembly. NCBI's taxonomy places the organism in Eukaryota, Viridiplantae, Chlorophyta, Chlorophyceae, Chlamydomonadales, Astrephomenaceae.